This is a messenger RNA of Xenopus laevis (African clawed frog), 1338 nucleotides long. It is a transcript of the gene mrps30.S, whose product is annotated as mitochondrial ribosomal protein S30 S homeolog. Gene Ontology annotation, biological process: translation. NCBI's taxonomy places the organism in Eukaryota, Metazoa, Chordata, Amphibia, Anura, Pipidae. Gene Ontology annotation, cellular component: ribosome; mitochondrial large ribosomal subunit; mitochondrion. Gene Ontology annotation, molecular function: structural constituent of ribosome. The record is from RefSeq and is marked provisional.
GUCAGCCGAAAGAUGGCGACGCGCAGAAUAGUGUCAAUGCUGAACAGGGAUGCUGGGCUUCCAGCUCAUUUGCGACGGACUCCGGAGCCUGUUCGCAGAGAAGUUCCGGCUUCUCUGUACCCGCCCAUUGUGGCCUCCCUGACUGCAAAGAGUAAAGCGGCCAGUCGGCGCAGGGUGGAGGAACACUACAAGCUGGUACAUAGUGCCGGUAACGUGACUGAGAAAUUAAAGCUCAUCACUGGCCUCCGCAAGCUGAAGUACGUCGUGUAUCCGCAGACUUUCGCUUUGAAUGCGGACCGUUGGUACCAGCAUUUCACCAAGACCGCCUAUGUGUCUGGGCUGCCGGGGAAAAUAGGCCUCGGGGUCCUGGACGAGCAACAACUGAGGCAGCUGAGGGACUUGGUGUGUGAGGCGCUGUUACAGGAGUAUCACUACGCCAAGAAGGGCCGCACGUAUCUGUACAGGAGCCAGGAGGUCUCAGCAGCCCCUUUUCUCAGCAGUGUGGUGGCCACAGUGAGCAGCCAAUGUGCCUCCUUCAACUCACUCCUCACACAGGCCUCUCUGGAUCGGCAGCCUCAAGUUAACUUUUAUUGGUGUCGUGGAGAGACCACAGUCCCUCGUGGGAAAAGGAAAGGACGAGUUGACCCUGUUCGAUUUCAGAUUGAUGAUAAGCCUCUGGUUCAAAUUAGGAUUCCGCAACAGCUUCCAGAAUUUGUCCCUCUAGAUUACGCUGUUUCGGAAGAAGUGCCGGUAAUCGAUCUGGAACCAAGCCGAUUGCCCCUCUUUAGAAGACAGUAUGAAAACAGUGUGUUUAUAGGUUCCAGAAUUGAAGACCCUUGUAAAUUUGGGCACACACAACUUCAUAUAGUGCCCGAUAAAUUCAAGCGUGAAAGACUUACAAAAUUAAACCUUGCUGACCAGACUGAGGUUUUCCUGAGGGCUAAUGCCAUUGCGAGCUUGUUUGCAUGGACAGGAGCCCAGGCUAUGUACCAAGGUUUCUGGAAUCAAGAUGACGUGACACGGCCGUUUGCCUCACAGGGUAUCAUUUCUGAUGGAAAAUAUUUUUCCUUUUUCUGUUACCAACUGAAUACUUUGGCUUUAUCUGCCGAUUCGGAUAAAAAUCCUUCCCGAAAGAACAUUUGUUGGGGAACACAAAGCGCUCCGCUGUACGAAUCUGUUGAGGAAACCGACGUGAAAGGAUUUAACGAUGAUGUUUUUAAGCAGCUGGUUCAGUUCUUUCUUAACGGCUCACAAUAAAUGUGUUUGGAGAUUUGGGGCUGUAUAUAUUUACAUAUAUAAUGCACUUAUGUGUUGCUAUGCAAAUAAAAUAUGUGUUGA